This is a messenger RNA of Talaromyces stipitatus ATCC 10500, 1998 nucleotides long. Its product is annotated as ATP-dependent RNA helicase, putative. Gene Ontology annotation, cellular component: nucleolus. The transcript has 10 exons. Gene Ontology annotation, biological process: maturation of LSU-rRNA from tricistronic rRNA transcript (SSU-rRNA, 5.8S rRNA, LSU-rRNA). Gene Ontology annotation, molecular function: ATP binding; RNA helicase activity; nucleic acid binding. Lineage: Eukaryota; Fungi; Ascomycota; Eurotiomycetes; Eurotiales; Trichocomaceae. The record is from RefSeq and is a predicted model, not a curated record. Bases 47 to 1822 code for a protein of 591 amino acids.
GGACAAUCUUUCAGCACAAUACACCCAGACACUUCCAGCGCACAUCAUGUCAAGCGACAAAAUGGCAGCGACUGAGAAAGAUUCCAAGAAGAUAAAGCGCAAGCACAAUCCCUCCAACGAAACUGUCAAGUCAUCAGCCGAAGCCGAAUUAAACGGCACCACCGAGAAGCCUAAGAAGCAAAAGACCGCACACCGUAAAAAGGACGAGGAUGCAGAGGAUGUGCCUCAGAAUGGAUUCGACGAUGUUGAAAAGUCGAUUAAGGAAGUGAACAAGGAGGAUGAAGAAGAGAAGGGUCACGAGGAGGAGAAAGAAAAUCAGCUUGAAGACCUACCAUCCGCCAAUGCUUUGUCGCUACCACAGACCGGCGAUUCGCUACCCACGAAGUUUACGGAGCUGAAUCUAUCGGACCGAACACUGGAGGCGAUCAAAGAAAUGGGAUUUGAGACAAUGACCGAGAUUCAACAACGAGCAAUCCCCCCAUUGAUGGCUGGUCGCGAUGUUCUCGGUGCUGCCAAAACUGGAUCUGGAAAGACACUGGCUUUUUUGAUACCCGCAAUCGAAUUACUUCACAGUUUAAAAUUCAAGCCCAGAAAUGGUACUGGUGUUCUUAUAUUGUCACCCACAAGAGAAUUGGCGCUUCAAAUUUGGGGUGUGGCUCGUCAGUUGUUAGAAAAGCACUCUCAGACUCACGGCAUUGUCAUGGGAGGAGCCAAUCGACGUGCAGAAGCCGAGAAAUUGGAAAAGGGUGUUAACCUCUUAGUCGCAACUCCGGGUCGUUUGUUGGAUCAUUUGCAGAACACCAAAGGCUUUGUGUUCAAAAAUCUGCGUCAGCUCGUUAUCGAUGAAGCAGAUCGCAUUCUCGAAAUCGGUUUCGAAGACGAAAUGAAGCAAAUCAUGAAGAUCCUUGGAAACGGAGAGCGACAGACAUCUCUGUUUUCUGCCACACAAACUACCAAGGUCGAAGAUCUGGCGCGAAUCUCGCUGAAGCCUGGCCCGUUAUAUAUCAAUGUUGUUCCACGAAUGGAGAACGCGACAGUCGACCGAUUGGAGCAGGGAUAUGUUGUGUGCGAACCAGACAAACGAUUCCUCCUGCUUUUCUCAUUCCUUAAGAGGAAUUUAAAGAAGAAAAUCAUUGUUUUCCUUUCAAGCUGUAAUUCCGUCAACUACUACUCUGAAUUACUGAACUAUAUUGAUCUUCCGGUCCUUUCUAUCCACGGCAAGCAGAAACAACAGAAGCGUACUUCUACUUUUUUCGAAUUCGUCAACAGUGAAAGAGGUAUUCUCAUCUGUACCGAUGUUGCCGCUCGAGGUCUCGAUAUCCCUGAGAUUGAUUAUGUUGUCCAAUACGAUCCUCCUGAUGAUCCUCGUGAUUAUAUCCAUCGUGUCGGUCGUACAGCACGUGGCGCCAAAGCUAAAGGUCGCAGUCUUAUGUUUCUGCAGCCAUCUGAGAUGGGCUUUCUCACUCAUUUGAAAGAAGCGAAGGUGCCAGUGGUGGAAUUCGAAUUCCCCCAGAAGAAGAUUAUCAACGUUCAAUCACAACUCGAGAAACUCAUCUCGCAAAAUUACUACCUCAACAAAUCCGCCAAAGAAGGCUACCGCUCUUACAUUAAUGCCUACGCAUCCCACUCCCUCCGCUCUGUGUUUGAUGUUAACAAACUGGACCUCGUCAAAAUUGCCAAAAGCUUCGGUUUCUCAACCCCACCACGCGUCGAUAUCACACUAGGUGCAAGCAUGAGUAGAGAUAAGAAGGUGCAAGGACGACGAGCUUAUGGAAGUCAGCCUAAGCAAGCCAACCGCUUCAAGCGAAAGCGUGAUGAAUAGAUAUGCUUCUGGAGUGUACUGCAAGUCAAGGUGGAGAGUUAGUGACAAAAGUUUGUUUGGAAAAUAUGGGCAUAUAGGUUGGAGUUUGGCGCAGAAGCAGUUUAUAUUGUACAGAAAUGGAUUCUUUGCACUGUGCGGAUAACUAGCAAUAUAGAGUCUUCAGGGGGCUGUAUAAA